Molecule: messenger RNA, 257 nt
Organism: Tuber aestivum (summer truffle)
Lineage: Eukaryota; Fungi; Ascomycota; Pezizomycetes; Pezizales; Tuberaceae
Source: the annotation of a GenBank genome assembly
ACACCCUAACAAGUGUCAACAACCUGGCCAUUGUGCUGAAAUCCCAAGGAAAGUACGAUGAAUCGGAGGUAAUGAAUCGGCGUGCACUAGAGGGGUCUGAGAGGAUUCUUGGACACGACCACCCGGACACCCUAACAAGUGUUGGCAACCUAGCUUGUGUGCUUCAAGGCCAAGGGAAGUACAAGGAAUCAGAGACGAUGCACCGGCGUGCACUAGAGGGGCACAGGAAGACCCUUGGACCAGACCAUCCCCACACC